Molecule: messenger RNA, 5430 nt
Organism: Vespula pensylvanica (western yellowjacket)
Lineage: Eukaryota; Metazoa; Arthropoda; Insecta; Hymenoptera; Vespidae
Product: disks large 1 tumor suppressor protein-like
Biological process (GO): chemical synaptic transmission
Cellular component (GO): neuromuscular junction; postsynaptic density membrane; neuron projection
Molecular function (GO): protein binding
Source: RefSeq, a predicted model, not a curated record
AAUAAAUAAAAAGGAAAAGGGAGGAAGGACGGAAACGUAUCGCAUCACGUUUUUUAUAGAAAGCGAGAAGACUCGCAAAUCGGCGAGCGAUCGGUCGCGAGAUCGGUGAUAUGUGUCGCGUUGGCUCGUUGAGCCUCGAUGUGCUUGAUUCAGCGAGCAUGAAGCAUCCAUCGAGGUCAACGGAACUCGAGGUUGCUAUGGCACUCUUCGGCAUGGUCUGGCUGCUGCGAGUUCGUUCGGAGAUGCGUCGUUGUUCAAAGUGCCGACACGAGGAGAUGCUCGCCAGCCAGCAACAACAUCAGCAACAGCAACAGCAGCAACAACAACAACAGCAUCAGCUUCAGCAGCAUUCGCAGCAUCAACAUCAACAACAACAACAGCAACAACAACAACAACAACAACAACAACAACAGCAGCAGCAGCAGCAGCAGCAACAACAGCAGCAGCAACAGCAACAACAACAACGUCAUCAGCAACGUACGUUGUCGCAGGCAACCAGUCUUAUUCAUACACCCGAUGAUGUUCUCACGUCUUCGGCCAACACGCUUUACACUCUGGAUACACCAGGUGCUGCUGGUCCAGCUGGCAGCUAUUGCGAGGUUCACGGAUACGUCCAGGCCAAAGAAGAUAUUCAAGAGUUUUAUGAGCUGACGUUACUCGACGAAUCGAAAUCGGUGCAGCAGAAAACGGCGGAGACGAACCGCAUCGCUGCCAAAUGGGAAGCAAGCGACGGUCCAAUCACGCCUACCUUCGCCCAGAAUGACGACGGUCCAGCCUCGGCCUUCCCGUUGACCCAGACUCUGUUGAACAUUUACGGCCGCAGGUCGAGCAGACCUGACGUUCCAGGUCCCAUUGAUGAGAAUCAGAAAACACGUUACAACGCGGGAGGUGUGGAGGAACAAUUACCACCACCACCGUCACCACCGCAGGUGAAAGAGGGAAGCCAGUUGGAUGGAGUUCCUAGACCAAAUUCGGUCGAACGUAUUCUUCAUCCUGAUGCUACUACUCAACACAUACUUACCACUCAUGAAACAUUGAACAAGGUAAGUUUCCAAGACGUCGAGCAUGCCGUUCGAAACCACGUAACUCCGAGCCACGACAGUUGGCAAGGACACGACGGCGAUCAGGCACACACUCCUCUGCUCGCGGCGGACACAAGACACGUAAACGGCGACGAUGAUUGGGAGUACGAGGAGAUCGUUUUGGAAAGAGGUGGGGCAGGUUUGGGCUUUAGUAUCGCCGGAGGUACCGACAAUCCACACUUUGGUAACGACACGGCAAUUUACAUCACCAAACUUAUACCGGGUGGGGCAGCAUCCGCGGACGGACGUCUUCGUGUUAACGAUACGAUCCUUCAGGUGAAUGAUGUCUCCGUCGUCGACGUACCGCAUGCGGCCGCCGUAGAUGCCCUUAAACGUGCUGGCAAUACCGUCAAAUUGUACGUUCGCCGACGGAGACACACGCAGCUGAUCGAAAUCGAAUUGAUCAAAGGCAAUAAAGGUCUUGGAUUUAGUAUCGCUGGUGGUAUUGGCAAUCAGCAUAUACCUGGUGACAAUGGGAUAUACGUUACGAAGAUCAUGGAAGGUGGAGCUGCACAGGUCGAUGGUCGUCUCGUUGUUGGAGACAAAUUGGUAGCGGUUAGAAACGCCAUGGGCGACAAGAACCUCGAGAAUGUUACACACGAGGAAGCUGUGGCAACAUUGAAGGCAACUCAAGACCGUGUAGUACUUUUGGUGGCUAAACCCGAACACCUUACCUCCACCGCCACCGGCUUCGGAUCGUUCGGUAUCACCGCAACCACUCGUCUCUCUCCCUCUCUCUCUCUCUCUCUCUCUCUCUCUUUCUCUAUUCGCAAGCAAAAUGGAGCAGUGUCAGCGUUGGAGAAUAAUUCGACGCUACCGUAUACGCAAGAAUCUCGUCAUGCGUCGUCUCUAGCGCUUCACGGCGUCGCGACGCCUCGCGCCGUUUCACAGGAAGACGUCUCUCGAGAAGUCCGUACGGUCGUAUUGAACAAAGGCUCCUCGGGUCUGGGCUUUAAUAUCGUAGGAGGUGAAGAUGGCGAGGGUAUCUUCAUCUCCUUCAUCCUAGCCGGUGGACCAGCCGAUUUAAGUGGUGAACUUCGUCGCGGCGAUCAAAUCUUAAGCGUCAAUGGCAUCAAUCUACGAACAGCCACCCACGAGGAGGCUGCAGCGGCCCUUAAGGGCACCGGUCAAACAGUGACGAUCGUUGUACAGUACAAGCCCGAGGAUUACAACAGAUUCGAGGCAAAGAUCCAUGAUCUCAAACAACAAAUUUCUCAACAGAAUAUGAUGACAGGUACCCUCAUGAGGACCUCGCAGAAGAAAUCCCUUUACGUAAGAGCCCUAUUCGAUUACGAUCCUAAUAAGGACGAUGGAUUGCCAAGUCGUGGAUUGGCAUUCCGUUAUGGGGAGAUCCUACACGUGACGAAUGCGAGCGACGACGAAUGGUGGCAAGCACGAAGAGUAACUCCUCAAGGUGAUGAGGAAGGGCUUGGUAUAAUUCCGUCGCGUAGGCGAUGGGAGCGUAAGCAACGUGCCAGGGAUCGUUCGGUCAAGUUUCAAGGUCACAUGCCGGUCAUUCUCGACAAGCAAUCGACGUUGGAUAGGAAAAAGAAGAAUUUCUCGUUCAGCAGGAAGUUCCCUUUCAUGAAGAGCAAGGACGACAAGUCCGAGGAUGGUUCGGAUCAAGAACCAUUCAUGCUGUGCUACACCCAGGACGACACUAACACUGAAGGCAGCGAAGAGAACGUACUCUCGUACGAGGCUGUCCAACAACUCACCAUUCAGUACACACGUCCGGUCAUCAUCCUGGGACCUCUUAAGGAUCGUAUCAACGAUGAUCUCAUCUCCGAGUUUCCUGAUAAAUUUGGUAGCUGCGUACCUCACACGACGAGGAGUAGAAGAGAAUACGAGGUGGACGGACGAGACUAUCAUUUCGUAGCAUCUAGAGAGCAAAUGGAAAGAGAUAUUCAAAAUCACCUAUUUAUAGAAGCGGGACAAUACAAUGACAAUCUUUAUGGAACGUCCGUUGCAUCUGUUCGAGAGGUCGCCGAGAAGGGAAAGCACUGUAUUCUUGAUGUCAGCGGAAAUGCUAUCAAGAGGUUACAAGUAGCACAACUUUAUCCUAUUGCCAUAUUCAUAAAGCCGAAGUCCGUCGAGUCCGUUAAGGAAAUGAAUAAGAGAAUGAACGACGAACAAGCUAAGAAGACUUACGAACGUGCUCUAAAGAUGGAGCAAGAAUUUGGAGAAUACUUUACUGCCGUAGUACAAGGAGACACGCCAGAAGAGAUCUACGUUAAAGUAAAGGAAGUAAUCGCCGAACAAUCAGGACCCAACAUUUGGGUACCUUGUAGGGAUCAGCAACUGUGACGUCCUGCCCCCCACGCCCUCCCUGGCCCCAAUGCUUGGACCCUACCUCCAAGGCGUCAAGCUUAAUUCAUCUUGAUAAAAUAAUUAAGUAACAACACUCUAACGCCUUUCCCCUCAUCUCCACGAUCCUCCACCCACCUAAGUAGCACAAUGUUGUAACUAAUGGAGAAAAAGAAAGCGAGAUAGAGAGUAAUAAAUGUGAAUCAAGCUGAACUGACUGAAGAAGAAGAAGAAGAAGAAGAAGAAGAAGAAGAAGAAGAAAAAGCCAAGGAAUAAAAAAAAUUUUUUCGACAAAUCAUUGAUUUAAAGAAUUUUAAAGAACGAAUAGCAAAAAAAGGAAAAAAAAAAAGGAGAAAGAAGAAAAAAUAAGUCAUAUAAUACACGUUCAAUCUAUUUGUAUAAAUUGACUUAGAAUAGAAGAAGGACUUGGCUCAAAUUUUCACGGUCAAUAUCGACGUCCUGUCUCGGUUUGGAACGAACGAAGAAUAAAAUGAGAGAGAUCGUGUGCGCGUGUGUAUGUAUAUGACAAAGAGCGUACGUUGUUAUUGUUGCUGUUAUGUCUCUUGUAUGAGAACUAGUAAAAAAAGGAAGGAAAUAUGUAUCGUAACAUUUCAAUCGAUUGACCGCGUAUUGUUGUUGUUGCGGUAAAACUCGGCUCGAUCGAUAUUUACGAAUACUAUUCAAGUGCAACAUAGGACGAUUAAUAUUAAUCUUAUCGAUCUUGAAAACAAAACGUACACGUGCACGCACGCACACGCAUACGCACGCACACAUACACAUACACACACACACAGUUAAAUAUCUAACACACAUACACAAAUAUAGCAGACACAGACAAAAACAAAUGAUGAUUCGCAAUAAAGCGCAAAUGAGUACGCUUUUCUAAGCGACGAAAUCGAACGAAACAAUUUUUUUCUUCUCUCGCUAUUAAAAGAAAAACAAAUAAAUAAAUAAGAAAAAAAGAAAAAAAAGCGUCACACGAUCGUUCAAAAAAUACGCACAGCAUUGUCGUAUAGUAGGGGUUUCUGCUUUAAAAAAAUAAAGGAAAAAAAAAAAAAUGAAUAUAACAAUAAGAGGAGGAGGAAAAGGAGGUCUAAAUAAAUAUAUCUUCGAAACGAAUAGUGUAUAAAAAAGAUGAGACGGAUGCGAAGCAUCAUCGAUAUGAGGAAAAUUAUAUACGAGUGGUGGUGGGAGGAGGAGGGGGAGAGGAGGGAAAGUGCAUCGACUUUCCGAUCGACCACACGCAAACUAUGUAAGCUUCACCGAUUAUAUUCGAGCGAUGUAGCGGUAUUUUUUAAUGUACUUAAUCGCGAUAGAGCGAAAAUCGAAGAGGAAAAGAAGAAAGGAGGAAGAGGAGGAGAAGAAGAAAAGAAAAGGAGAGAUGAGAAGUUAAAAAAAAAAAAAAAGAAGAAAAUAAUUGCUUCUUAUUAUAGAGAGACGUGAAAAUACGUCAAAACGAUAGAGAGAAAGAGAGAGAAAGAGAGAGAAAAGGAGUGAGAGAGAGAGAGAGAGAGAGAGAGAGAAGAAAUAAAAAAAAUAGUAAUGAGAAACGCAGCUGAUUGGUCUCUCUCUCUCUCUCUCUCUCUCUUUCUUUUUCUCUGUCUCUUUCUCUCUCGAUAGGGAUACGCGAGGCAAUCGUUUUUCGAUUGUCGAGAAUUCGAUGCGUGUAGAUUGAGAAAUAUAUUAAAUGAGACUGCGUAUUUGACGAUUUUGACGAUUUGACGAAUUGUAUCGACUUCUCUUCCGUCGAUCAUUUGUCCAUGAAUAAUAAUGUAUUACAUACGUGAGUGAAUAAUUAUAAUAUCGUAGUGUACGAAUGGAAAUAAUGAAAUUAUAAAAGGCAAAAUCUGAUUUUAGAAAUUGAUAUAUCGAAUUGACGAAUGAUCGGGAGGAAGAAAGCGUAUAAUUUAUAUUCGUGACUCGUCUCUAAGUAAGAAUAUUACAGGAUCUACGCGUAUCUCUAAAGUCGAAAGAAAACAGAAAAAGAAAAAGGAAAAAAAAAAAAAAAAGGGAAACUAAACCUCACAAGACAAAUCUUAUA